AUGCAGCACGAUUCAAGAGACUCUGGCACUGAAGACGAACAAGCUCUGUACACUACUAAUGCUAGCGAUCAGCUACUGUUACACGAAUAUAACAAAGUAUGUCUUUCUAGGGGUCCCUUUACGUGUACUCUUCCUUCAACUUCGUACCCUAGCACGCAAUGUCGACAGAUAUUUUUUAAUUGUUGCGAAUAUUCUUUACAUUAUCGGGAGGAGCAUACGAAGAGGCGCAAGGCUGCGUUGCGAUGCCAAGUUUGCGAGAAACGCUUGGACAGAAACUUGUAUCAAUCGAGUGCCUUACCAGCACAGCUCGAGCCUCGCAACGGUCCAUCCUUUUCGUGUCGCACCUGCGGGUUCACGUUCUUAGACAGUUUUCAAUUCGACGAACACAAUCGUAUAUUACACGCUAAAAUGAAACCGCACCAGUGUAGUAUUUGCACAAAACGUUUUACACAACUAGGAGGUCUGCAGCAGCACAUGCGUAUGCAUUCGGGUAUUCGCCCAUUCGUUUGUAAGUUUUGCACUAAAGCGUUCACACAGAAGGCUGGCUUGGAUCAGCAUUUGCGUACCCAUACUAAAGUGAAGCCGUUUAAAUGUAUAAUUUGCUGCAAAUGCUUCUCGCAAUCUGUCCACCUCCGACAGCAUAUGCGGACUCACACUAACAUACAACCGUUCGGGUGUCCGAUUUGCAAAAGAAGAUUCAAACAAAGCAGCCAUUUGAAUUUUCAUAUGCGUUCUCACUUCGGGGAGGCGAGUGCUCUAAUAAUGGAGCAGUACGCCCAGGCAAUCCAGCGUCAAGGGCAAAUGGAUUACCUGAAUUUAUCCAAUGUACAGCCAGUCCAGGAUGGCGAAACCAUAUAUUAUGAAGCGCAGUUGACAACGACACCAAUAGAGAAUACACCUUCAACUCCUUACUUCCUUCCCUUGCCUUCUAGCGAUGUGCUGUAG
This is a messenger RNA of Vanessa tameamea, 945 nucleotides long. Its product is annotated as zinc finger protein 135-like. The transcript is spliced from 2 exons. The coding region runs from base 1 to 945 and encodes 314 amino acids. The record is from RefSeq and is a predicted model, not a curated record. Gene Ontology annotation, biological process: regulation of transcription by RNA polymerase II. Gene Ontology annotation, molecular function: RNA polymerase II cis-regulatory region sequence-specific DNA binding; DNA-binding transcription factor activity, RNA polymerase II-specific. Lineage: Eukaryota; Metazoa; Arthropoda; Insecta; Lepidoptera; Nymphalidae.